Molecule: messenger RNA, 1878 nt
Organism: Exophiala bonariae
Lineage: Eukaryota; Fungi; Ascomycota; Eurotiomycetes; Chaetothyriales; Herpotrichiellaceae
Exons: 5
Coding region: 1-1878 (625 amino acids)
Biological process (GO): DNA-templated transcription
Molecular function (GO): zinc ion binding; DNA binding
Source: RefSeq, a predicted model, not a curated record
AUGGUGACCAUCACGCGAAGGCAAAAGGAUGCCCUGACUUCUAGGUGUGCUUUGCUUGAGCGGGCGCUUGCUGAAGCCAUCCCGUCCGAUCGCGAAAGAACAAAGCUUCUCGACCACUUGACGCUUACUGAAAAUCCCCAGGGAAAUGCCUUGGAACUCGAGAGCCAGGAGGUCCCUGAGGAGGAGCAGAAUCUUCGGGAAGGUCGUAUUCUACAGGAUCCAGAUGGCAUCGUACGUUACCUUGGAGAGUCUUCUGGCGCUACAUUUCUUAAUCAUCUACGCGAAUACAUGGCAACAGUCAUUCCCUUGACAUUUGAGUCCACCGACUCGGUGUUUCCAACCCUGACACAGCUCGAUCCUCUGCUACUGCCCACGAAAGAAGAGGCAGUCUAUAUGUUGACUGAGCUCCGCUACUGCGCACAAGAUGGCGUUGAGACUUUCCCAUCUGGUGGUAUCUACUAUUGGCUCAACCCAGAAAGUCUAAUGUUGGAAUAUCAAGCUUAUCUUGAUGCGAAUGGUGCACUCGACAUCAGCCCGAAUAUGGUCACCGCAAAUGCGGCCUUCGCAGUCGCAUGCCAAUUCAAUCCUCAAUGUGCACCACAUUGGGAAUCUGCAUCUGGUCAAACUUUUUUUGCCAGAGCCAAAACCUCGCUCGGAAACCCCCUAGACAUGUCUGUUGUCAAUGAUGCGAAUGUACUUGCUCUGCUCAGUUUCUAUCUCUUGAAUAACAAUAGGCGUGAUGCUGCUUAUAUCUAUGUCAGCGUUGCCAUGCACAUUUUGAUUGUUCACGGUGUUCACCGAGCUUGGAUGGUUGAUGAACAAGGCAAGAGGCUCUUCUGGACCGUCUAUACUCUCGACAGAUGGUUGAGCUGUCUCAUGGGAAGGCCAGCCCUGAUUUCUGAUGAUGCGAUAAAGUUGGAUCUUCCUCGGGAUGCGAGUGGUUUGCCACCUGCAGAUGGUCUUUGCGCUCACGUGGAACUCGCGAGAAUAUCUAAUUAUGUCGUUGCGAAUGUUUAUGAUAUCUCACGCCAAUGCGAUGCACCUGCCAAGACUACUCUGUGCAUCCAUAAAGCAUUAGGAUAUCUUCGAGUUUGGUGUCAAAGGCUCGAACCAGUCCUGCAGGCUACGGAUGAAAAUCUGAACCGCGAUCGUGGUGUCUGUGAGCUGCAUAUGGCACAUAACCAAUUGGUGAUCCUCACUGUUCGACCUCUCUUGUUUAUCGCCGUAAAGAAAGAGACAGCCAAUGUGCUCCUCAAUGGGCGAGCUAAAAACCAGGAAAUUUCAUACCAGACCGAGCUCGACCUUUGCGCAGAAGUUGCAAAAAGGAAUGUACAUCUGUGGAAUAGCCUCCUAAAUUUGCCGAGACCCGCAAGACUAUCACAUACCAGCAUUCAUUACUUAUUCAACGCUGCUCUGACACUCCAACUCUAUCAAAUACUUGUGGAAGGCCAAGCAGAGGCCGACUAUGAAGAAGUCGGCUUUGUGAUCUCUGUCUUGGAUGCGGAUGAGAGUACAAACAAGGAAUAUGCGAGAGACUGCUCAACCGUUCUAAGGGAUCUUGGGUCGCUGAUGGGAAGAUUGAGAAGUGUUGAUGUGUUCACAGCUGCGCCCGAUGGAGAGGUGUCUCGCGGCAAGGCUGUUGCCCUUCAUCCAUUUACACCAGGCAUGUCAUCCUCAAGUGAGGAUACCGGCACCACAAGUGCUGCUGGUUCUCUCAAGCAGUAUGCCCACUCCCAUGAGACUAUUGAUGAACUACGUUCUGCUCAAAUAGCAAGCUCAAAGGUCGAAUCCAGGGAAAGCGCAUAUCAUGAACUGCUCUCAUGGCUCCAUACGGAUGAGCUGCAGCAAAAGUUCGAUUUCCCUCACCGCCUAGGAUGA